AAUUAAAAUUAAGCUCAAACUUACCCUUCCCUUUAGCCAAGCAAACUUUCCAAAUUUCCUUAUAACUCUCAUCAUCCUCUUCAAACCCUACCUAGCUAGCUAGCUUUUCUCUCUUCUAUAUAUAUUCUUCAAAUUCUAACCCUAAGUUUUUAAUUUUUUGUAAUAUUUAUUUAUAUGAUUCAUAAAAUAAUUAAGCCAAACCCAAACCCAAGAGUCUUUUGGUAAGUUUAGGGUUCAUGGCUGAUUCAGACAAUGAGUCUGGAGAGCAAAACAACAGCAAUACAAACUACAGUACUGAGACUUCACCAAGAGAGCAAGACAGGCUCUUGCCUAUAGCCAAUGUCAGCAGGAUCAUGAAGAAAGCUUUACCAGCUAAUGCAAAGAUUUCAAAGGAUGCUAAGGAGACUGUGCAAGAGUGUGUGUCCGAGUUCAUUAGCUUCAUCACUGGAGAGGCAUCAGAUAAGUGUCAAAGAGAGAAGAGGAAGACAAUCAAUGGUGAUGAUCUGUUGUGGGCCAUGACAACUCUAGGGUUUGAAGAUUAUGUUGAGCCUCUGAAGAUUUACUUGCAAAAAUUUAGAGAGAUGGAAGGAGAGAAGACUGCUGCCAUGGGAAUAGUGAGGCAAGGUGAUCAAAGAGAUGGUACGGCCGGAGAUGGUGGUGUUGUGAAUAGUGGAAAUCCUGGGGGUGGGUUUGGUGGAGGUGGUGGGGGCAAUAUGUAUGUUGGGAUGCAGUCAAGUAUGGCGAUGAUGGGACAUCACCAUUAUCAGCACCGUCAUCCAGGGAAUAUGUAUGGUCCUGGUGGUGGAGCUUCUUCUGGUAGGCCAAGCUAGUAAUUAGCUAGGGUUACAGUUGUUUUUACUACUUUUUUAUAUUUUUCUCUUCUAAUUAUCAUGUCGAUAGUAAGGGCAAAGAUAAUGCUUGAUGAUGCUUUCCAUGGUGUUGUAAUUUUCUUUAAUAAUUAGAUAUUAGUGGUUGGUUUGAUGGUCCA
Populus trichocarpa (black cottonwood) is the source of this 988-nucleotide messenger RNA. RefSeq names its product nuclear transcription factor Y subunit B-3. NCBI's taxonomy places the organism in Eukaryota, Viridiplantae, Streptophyta, Magnoliopsida, Malpighiales, Salicaceae. The coding region runs from base 237 to 830 and encodes 197 amino acids. The record is from RefSeq and is a predicted model, not a curated record. Gene Ontology annotation, molecular function: DNA-binding transcription activator activity, RNA polymerase II-specific; protein heterodimerization activity; RNA polymerase II cis-regulatory region sequence-specific DNA binding. The transcript has a single exon. Gene Ontology annotation, cellular component: CCAAT-binding factor complex; nucleus. Gene Ontology annotation, biological process: regulation of transcription by RNA polymerase II.